AUGCCGACAAGAUUGACCAAGACCAGAAAGCACCGUGGGCACGUCAGUGCCGGUCACGGUCGUGUAGGAAAGCACAGAAAACAUCCCGGAGGUCGUGGUAUGGCUGGUGGUCAGCACCACCACAGAACCAACUUGGACAAGUACCAUCCUGGUUACUUCGGUAAGGUCGGUAUGAGGUACUUCCACAAGCAGCAGAACCACUUCUGGAAGCCCGUCAUCAACCUUGACAAGCUGUGGUCCCUCGUCCCCGCCGAGUCUCGCGAGAAGUACCUUAAGGGUACUUCCGGCGCCGCCCCCGUUAUCGACCUCCUCGCCCUCGGAUACUCAAAGAUCCUCGGAAAGGGAAGACUCCCUAACGCUCCCGUCAUCGUCAAGGCCAGAUACGUCUCUGCCCUUGCCGAGAAGAAGAUCAAGGAGGCUGGUGGUGUUGUAGAACUUGUCGGUUAA
Morchella importuna is the source of this 447-nucleotide messenger RNA. RefSeq lists its product as uncharacterized. The transcript has 4 exons. Gene Ontology annotation, biological process: translation. Bases 1 to 447 code for a protein of 148 amino acids. Gene Ontology annotation, molecular function: structural constituent of ribosome. The record is from RefSeq and is a predicted model, not a curated record. NCBI's taxonomy places the organism in Eukaryota, Fungi, Ascomycota, Pezizomycetes, Pezizales, Morchellaceae. Gene Ontology annotation, cellular component: ribosome; cytosolic large ribosomal subunit.